Dioszegia hungarica is the source of this 240-nucleotide messenger RNA. RefSeq names its product P-loop containing nucleoside triphosphate hydrolase protein. The annotation marks the transcript as partial. Gene Ontology annotation, biological process: negative regulation of transcription by RNA polymerase II; chromatin remodeling. The transcript has 4 exons. Lineage: Eukaryota; Fungi; Basidiomycota; Tremellomycetes; Tremellales; Bulleribasidiaceae. Gene Ontology annotation, cellular component: chromatin; nucleus. Gene Ontology annotation, molecular function: ATP-dependent chromatin remodeler activity; histone binding; ATP hydrolysis activity. The record is from RefSeq and is a predicted model, not a curated record.
GUCUUCCUUCUGACGACGAGGGCUGGUGGUGUGGGGAUCAAUCUGUUCACUGCGGAUACGGUGAUCAUCUACGAUCCCGACUUCAAUCCUCAUCAGGACCUCCAGGCGAUAGCUCGUGCACAUCGAUAUGGGCAGCAAAAACCUGUGCUGGUCUUCAAGCUCAUGGUCAAGGACUCUGUCGAGGAGCAAAUCUUCUUCAAGGGCAAAAAGAAGAUGGUACUCGAGCACCUGGUCGUCCAA